Suillus paluster is the source of this 1490-nucleotide messenger RNA. Its product is annotated as P-loop containing nucleoside triphosphate hydrolase protein. Gene Ontology annotation, cellular component: cytoplasm; mitochondrion. Bases 324 to 1379 code for a protein of 351 amino acids. The transcript is spliced from 2 exons. Gene Ontology annotation, biological process: tRNA methylation; tRNA wobble uridine modification. Gene Ontology annotation, molecular function: GTP binding. NCBI's taxonomy places the organism in Eukaryota, Fungi, Basidiomycota, Agaricomycetes, Boletales, Suillaceae. The record is from RefSeq and is a predicted model, not a curated record.
UUCCAAUCGUCCUUGUCGUUACAGGUUUAGAAGACCAAGAACCAGAAAUGGAGGAAUGGUGGAAGGAUAACGAGCAAUCCAUCUCAAACCUCGGGAUGACCUUUGCUGGCCACGCAUGUGUCACCACGGUGACCAUCAACGAAGGUGACGGAGAUAGGCUCAGGCGGCGCCACGAGCAGUCAUACCACGCCAUUUGUCAACUCAUCGAGCAGUGUCGCUUGUCGAAAGGGGUUCAAACUGCAUUGUUAGAUGUCGGCGAAACGCUACGUAGCACUAUCCGGCAGGUACAUCCUAAAAUAACUGGAAUGUGAGUACUUUUCAGAAUGUGCUCCUCGUGCUGUGUUUUGCCGACAUUCAUGAGUAGAAACAAGCAGAAAGAUAUCGUACUCACCAGGGAGACGGUGGCAAGCAAUGCCUCACUCGCCAACCUCAUGACGGGAGAUGAGGGAGAAACCACAUCUCCUAACAUGCGAUGCCAUACGCCACAGUGUACAGAGACCGUUGCCUUGGAUGACGAGGCUUCCAAAGCGUUCGAUCCCAUUCGACUCGAGGAACUGCAUCUUGGAAUUAAAGAAUACCCUAUCCCUUCUACGAUAACUGCGAGGCACGUACAUAAAAAUAUCGUACUCUUUGGUGAGACGGGGGUAGGCAAAAGCUCGCUCGUCAAUCUCAUGGCUGGACAGGAGAUAGCGCGCACAUCUCCUGACGCGCAACGCUGUACGCUGCACUCGAAAGAGUACACCGUCGGCUUCGGCGGCGAGUCUUAUAAGGUCUUCGAUACCAUUGGACUCGAGGAACCGCAGCUCGGAAUCCAAGAGUAUCUCGAGUCUGUCGAGAACGCCUAUCGGCUCAUCAAGGAAUUGGAUAGACAAGGCGGCAUUGAUCUGCUUCUCUUCUGCAUUCGCGCCGGCCGAGUUACUGCCACACUUCAAAUGAAUUACCGACUCUUUCACGAGUUCCUCUGCGAGAAGAAGGUUCCAAUCGUUCUUGCAAUCACGCACCUUGAAGAAGAACGAACCAUGGAGGACUGGUGGGAUAGAAACCAUGGCACCCUCCGUCGAAGCAAUAUCCAUGUCGCUGGUCAUGCGUGCCUCACUGCCGCUGAUAAACAGAGACUCAAAUACCCACGCCUCUACGAAGAAUCGCGCGUUACGAUCCGCAACCUUGUCAAGGAGCACACUGCUGAUGAUCAAAAGCAAGUAUGGAUAGGAGGGGACAAACUGUUCAUGCCGUUGAUGCGUAAGCUGAAAGAGCUACAUUUGAGUGUGAGAAAGAAGGAUCUUGUCUCUCGCCUCACGAAGCGUUGCGGUAUAUCGGUUGAAGUCGCCACACACUUGGCUGAUAUAAUCAAGAAAGACGUAGUGGAAGUGGUUGCUUGACUCUCUUCGAACUUACUGUGGGUAUCUAGUAGAUCCGACGAAUUUAUUUAUUAGGUGAAUCAUUACUCGAUGCCCUGAAAAUCAUAGGAGUCUCGAAGCUCCGGUUUCCGC